Messenger RNA from Gastrolobium bilobum, 1224 nucleotides. RefSeq names its product (+)-neomenthol dehydrogenase-like. The transcript is spliced from 4 exons. Lineage: Eukaryota; Viridiplantae; Streptophyta; Magnoliopsida; Fabales; Fabaceae. Gene Ontology annotation, cellular component: membrane. Gene Ontology annotation, molecular function: oxidoreductase activity, acting on the CH-OH group of donors, NAD or NADP as acceptor. Bases 26 to 967 code for a protein of 313 amino acids. The record is from RefSeq and is a predicted model, not a curated record.
GCUAAAUCCGAAGAGAUAGAAAGCGAUGGGGCACAAAGAAAAAUCAAAAGAGCGAAAAGAAAAGAGAUCGCAAGAGAUAUCACUUCUGAGGACCAUUCCUUAUUCUGAUCACCAGAGGUGGUGGUCUAAGGACACAGUUGCGGUGGUUACUGGUGGAAACAGAGGAAUUGGUUUUGAGAUUUCUAGACAACUUGCUGAGCAUGGAUUAACUGUAAUACUAACAUCAAGAGAUGCAAGUGUUGGUGUUGAAUCGAUUAAGGUUUUGCAAGAAGGUGGUUUGGACGUGGCUUGUCAUCAACUUGAUAUAUUAGAUUCUUCAUCCAUCAACCAAUUUGCAGAAUGGUUGCAGGAAAAUUAUGGUGGCUUAGAUAUUCUGGUAAAUAACGCAGGUGUUAAUUUCAAUGUAGGGUCUGAUAAUUCUGUUGAAAAUUCUCGUAAGGUUAUUGAAACAAAUUAUUAUGGCACCAAGCGUAUGAUUGAAGCUAUGAUUCCAUUAAUGAAGACAUCCACUGCUGGUGCUCGUAUUGUAAAUGUUAGCGCUCGCCUAGGUCGACUAAAUGGCAAACGAAAUAGAUUGGAGAAUGAAGCUUUGAGGGAGCAAUUAAGCGAUGUGGAAUCCCUUUCAGAGGAAGUGAUUGAUGGGAUUGUAUCAACUUUUCUGCAACAAGUAGAGGAUGGAACUUGGGAAUCAGGAGGAUGGCCUCAAAAGUUUACUGAUUACUCAGUGUCAAAAUUAGCAGUUAAUGCUUAUACGAGGUUUAUGGCAAGGAAGCUUUCUGAGAGACCUGAUGGUCAAAAAAUUUAUAUUAACUGCUAUUGCCCUGGUUCGGUCAAAACAGCUCUUACAGGUUAUGCAGGAAGCGUUACAGUUGAGGUAGGUGCUGAUACUGGAGUAUGGCUUUCUCUUCUUCCUGACCAAGCAAUUACAGGGAAGUUUUUUGCUGAGAGACGGGAAAUUAACUUUUAAGCACUGGGAAUUUGGGGAUUAGAAGAUUCAAAUUGUGACCUAUUCCACAGACUGCUGCAAAAACGAAGAAGAAAUUUUAAAACAAAAAUAAUAAUCUUAUUCAUUAUAAAUUGGGGAAAAUAAUCAUACAAGGACUACCAUCGUAUUUUGGGAUUGGGAUGAAAUGAUAAAUUUUCCUAACAAUUCGUCAAUGUGACUUCCCAUUAGAUUAUUUGAGACACUUUCAUGAUCAUCCCUUGGAAGUCUUACCAUGUUUA